GAGGAAGAAGAAGAGGAUGAAGAAGAAGAAGAAGAGGAUGAUGAAGAAGAAGAGGAUGAGGAUGAUGAAGAAGAAGAGGAUGAGGAUGAUGAAGAAGAAGAAGAGGAUGAUGAUGAAGAUGAAGAAGAAGAAGAAGGAUGAUGAUGAAGAAGAUGAUGAUGAUGAUGAAGAAGAAGAAAAAGAAGAAGUAGGAUGAAAAAUAAGAGGAAUUCCAGUCCAGCAAAAAGUGUCCCUGCAGAGAGCUCCGCUAUUUCUUUGACAGUCCUUUGACAGUUCUUUGACAUUUACAGCGGUUGCAACAUUGUAUCUAUUUGUUUCCGAAUAAAAACAUCUG
Messenger RNA from Staurois parvus, 334 nucleotides. The record is from the annotation of a GenBank genome assembly. NCBI's taxonomy places the organism in Eukaryota, Metazoa, Chordata, Amphibia, Anura, Ranidae.